AUGUCUGGAGAUCACAAAGCAGAAAUUAAAUAUCCUUCGGAGUAUGUCAAGCUCAAUAUCGGCGGUUCCUUACACUACACAACUUUAGGUACACUGCAAAAGCAUGACACUAUGCUACGUGCUAUGUUUAGUGGUCGCAUGGAAAUUCUCACAGACUCCGAAGGGUGGAUAUUAAUAGACAGGUGUGGUAAACAUUUUGGAACGAUCUUAAAUUUCUUAAGGGACGGCUCGGUUUCAUUACCAGAGAGCACAAAAGAAAUGGCGGAACUACUCACAGAAGCAAAAUUUUAUUGCAUCAGCGAAUUAGCUGAUUCUUGUGAGCAAGCACUUCUUCGUAAGGAGAGAGAAGCUGAACCUAUUUGCAGGGUUCCACUUAUCACUUCUCAAAGAGAAGAGCAAUUGUUAAUUAGCAGCACUACUAAACCAGUAGUGAAGCUACUCAUUAAUAGGCACAAUAACAAAUAUUCCUAUACAAGUACGUCAGAUGACAAUCUGUUAAAAAACAUAGAAUUGUUCGACAAAAUGUCUCUUAGAUUCAACGGUAGAGUGCUAUUUAUUAAAGAUGUAAUCGGCUCCAGUGAAAUUUGUUGUUGGACAUUCUAUGGUCAUGGCCGCAAAGUUGCAGAAGUUUGUUGUCACUCUAUUGUAUAUACGACAGACAAGAAACAUACAAAGGUUGAGUUUCCAGAGGCCAGAAUUUAUGAAGAGACAUUAAAUAUUUUAUUAUAUGAACACCGAAAUGGUCCCGACCAAGAACUAAUGCAAGCAACAUCCUCGCGUGGUGCGGUCAGUGCACCACCUUGUACAUCUGACGAAGAAGAGGGUGAGCGUUCAGGCUUGGCUCGCCUUCGCUCCAACAAACAAAACACCAACUGACCCAACCUUGCCCCCCUUACCUCUCCUCAUCCUGCGACUUUUAAUGUCGUUCGAGUCCUCGCCCUUAAAACGCGAGCCAAUAUAAAGUAAGAUGUGUGAAAAAGGAGAUACAUAGAAAAUUCCAUGCAUACGUAUGAAUCCAUAAAUAUUUUCAUACGUAUAUAUGUAUCUCUUUCCCUUUCAUGUACAACAAUGAACGAACAAUAUCGUCAGGAUUGGUUGUACGAUGGGCUAUCACUAAGUUUCACAUCACACUUUUAUAUUUUCUUGGUAUAUAGCUAUAUAUCCUAAUUAUUUUACAUGUCUGGGAUCAUUUACAGAUAAUUUUGAUUUCAAACAGAAUGACAAAUUCGUCUUGAAUUAAUUCAUACUUAUGCAAUAAGGUAUAUAGGGUAAUAAAAAAUGUAAGAACGUUUUCUUAUUUCUUAUUUUCAUAUUGAAAAUCUGGAAAUAAGUAUCUAUAAGAAAACAAAGAUGCGAGUACUAUUUAUGUGCCAAAUGUUUUGUCAGAAGUAAAAGCAGAAGUAAGUCGAAGUUGCCAUUCUGUGGUCGAUGGAAUUAUUUACUAUCUGAUACUCUAUAACAACUUUUAAGCAGUUAUUUAGAAUAAUAAAUUGUAUAAAACCUUGCACAACAUAGGACUGCAUUGUUACCUGUUAUAAGUAUUAUUAUUAUAGUUAUUGCUAUUAUAAAAUUAUGAUUAUUAUUACUAUUAUUAUUAGUAUCGUAUUUAUCAAUAUUUUUUAUUACUAUUGCUAGAAUUAAUACAAAUUUAACAUGUUUAUAUCAUUUUUUUACAAAACAGAAUUCUAUAUAUGUCAAUAAAUUAAUAAAAUAAAAAAUGUGUUUUUUUUUGCAUUUUUCAAUUGGGAUAUUCUAUUAAACUGCUUAAAGGAUGCUGUGGAGUAAACACUGCCAGUAAAAUAACUACAACAAAGUAUAUAAAAUGAUAUCAGUCAGAUACAAUUCAAUGUUAUUCAAAAUUAUAUAAACAUAGGUCCUAUAUCACGGAAAACAUAAUAAUUUUAUAAGCGAAUAAGCUUUGUGUUAAUUUCUGUACAUCAUUCCAAAAUGUGGUACAUUUUUUUUCUCAUAUCAAUGCUUUUUACUUUAGUUACCUACUUCAAUGUAUGAAAACAAACAUGUCGUAAUUCAACGUAUACUGCAAACCGAUAUAGCAUACUUUUCGUAGUAUGGUGCAAAAUCUUAAAUUUAAUGAAGGGACCAUAUGUAUUCCAAUUUCAUAUGUACAGUUAUUUCGCUGUAAAGAAACUUUCAUGCAAAGAUUAUUUGUUAUUCCUUGAUUUACUAAAGUUAAAAAAUUAAAAGUCCGCAUAUAUUAUUCUCCCGAAUACAAGACGAUAUUUAUGCGUAUACAUUAUAGCAAUAUGGAAAAGCAUAAGGUUUGAUAACAUAAAGAAAUUUAAGUUCCUAUAAUUUUAUAUAAGGAAAAAUUUUAAAAUUGUAGGUAGUGAGUGUCGUUCAUAUUUCAUAUUUAUUAUAAACUUUUAUAAUUAAUAAAAUUGUGUAAUAUGUAAGUUAAGCUAAAUGCAAUAUAUAUUAUGUUAAUGAAAAUAUUAUUGCUGCUUGAAUUUUUCAACCUCACGGUAGAGCACAGUUUUAGCGGCCUUCUUGUCAGGUAAAACCGACACGAGCUUUAACAUUUGUUGAAAUUACAUGUUUUCAUAUGUAAAAUAAUAGAAUUAGUCGUUGUCAAGAGUGAAUUAAAAAUUGUACUGAUUAUUUAUGUUUUCUUUCAGGAAACUAGUACGUCCCAUCAAUAUACAUAGGGUAGCCAUGGUCCACUUAUUAAAUCGACGAAAUUUAUAAUCUAGCUACAUUGUGCAAGCCAUCAACGUUUUCACAAUAAUUUAAAAAUAUACAGAAAGUUUUGUCUUGUAUCCGGGUGAAUUGAGUAACUCAUAAAGAUUUUGAAUAAUUUGUUCAUUCAUUCAAUUCAUAACUCGAAAAGAAAAACGAAGGUUAUGUUUUUUUUUGUUUUUUUUUUUUAUCAACUUGUCGCUGCUCAAAUAACAAAAGAAUAUUUAUCAAUCCACACUCUUCCAGGCGUUUGCAUUUGCCUAAAUUUUUGAAACUGUAUAUAAUAAAGAUGUCUGUACAUGAUAUCAAUUGUGAAUUUACAGAUUUGCCAAAUUAUCUUAUCCAAAGGCAAAAAUAAAGUAUCAAAUGGUAAUACUACAAGAAGUUGAAUACCGAGUUUAAUCUACCGAAUAAAAAUAACCCUACUCCAUGUAUAGAUAACGCUACAACUUUUAUGAAAAAGUAAUGAUAAUUAUUUCAUUAUGUACUAUUUUAUGAAAAAUGUAUUAAAUUGUAGCUUUCACUGUAAACCUAGGGAACGUUAAUAAUAUGUAUUUAAUUCGUGCUUUAACAAAUAUUAUUUGUAUCUGUAUGCAUAUUUGGUAGAAAAAGACUGAUUUGCAAAAUAUUUUUCUUCAAAUUUUCUUUGAGAAAAGUAAAUUUGCAAAAGUGGGGCCAUUAAAUAUCUGAGAUAAUAAUUGUCUGGAGAACAGGGUAUCUUUUUAAAAUGUGAAGGAAAAUAUCAAAUAAUACUUGAUAGAUGCAUAAUAAAGAAAUAAAAGAGUAGCGCAAACGAAAAUAUCAACAAGACGUAUAUAUACAUACUUAUCUAUCCUGUGAAUUUAAUUGCAAAAGAAAUAUUCUUACUGUCUAUAAUUAUGAUAAUAAAAUUAAUUAACAGUAAAAAUAUACAUACGAAUAUGUAAUUCAGAGUGUUAAUAAGUGUUACUGUGAUACUGAAAUUGAAAUUGCGUAAUAAAGCUAGUGUAUGAUGUAUA
Messenger RNA from Hylaeus volcanicus, 3695 nucleotides. Its product is annotated as BTB/POZ domain-containing adapter for CUL3-mediated RhoA degradation protein 3. Bases 1 to 876 code for a protein of 291 amino acids. The record is from RefSeq and is a predicted model, not a curated record. Gene Ontology annotation, molecular function: protein binding. The transcript has 4 exons. Gene Ontology annotation, biological process: protein homooligomerization. NCBI's taxonomy places the organism in Eukaryota, Metazoa, Arthropoda, Insecta, Hymenoptera, Colletidae.